UUCUCUGUCUUCCUCACCCACCCCCUUUCUCUCCGUCUCCCUCGUCCCUGCACCUCCAGUCUGCUUCUGUUGUCUCGGCGGAUUGUUGGACUGUGGGAGAGAAAGGAUAUCGCGAGUAUUGGAGUUUUGGUGAGAGUUUGUGGAAGAUGGCGCCUGUUGUGACAGGGAAGUUCGGGGAGCGCCCUCAGCCACAGCGCCUAACACGAGAAGCAAUGAGGAAUUAUCUGAAGGAGCGAGGGGACCAAACUGUUAUGAUCCUGCACGCUAAAGUUGCACAGAAAUCCUAUGGCAAUGAAAAAAGGUUCUUCUGCCCUCCUCCCUGUGUGUACCUGAUGGGCAGUGGCUGGAAGAAAAAGAAGGAACAGAUGGAGCGAGACGGCUGCUCUGAGCAGGAGUCGCAGCCUUGUGCCUUCAUCGGCAUCGGCAACAGCGACCAAGAAAUGCAACAGCUCAACUUAGAGGGAAAGAAUUAUUGCACAGCCAAAACCUUGUACAUAUCCGACUCCGACAAAAGAAAGCACUUCAUGUUGUCUGUCAAGAUGUUCUACGGCAACAGCGCUGACAUCGGUGUCUUCCUCAGCAAGAGGAUCAAAGUCAUCUCCAAGCCCUCCAAAAAGAAGCAGUCCCUCAAAAAUGCUGACUUGUGCAUUGCAUCGGGGACCAAGGUGGCACUAUUCAACCGACUGCGGUCCCAAACAGUCAGUACACGUUAUCUACACGUGGAAGGCGGAAACUUUCACGCCAGUUCCCAGCAGUGGGGUGCUUUUUACAUCCACCUGUUGGAUGAUGAGGAGUCAGAAGGAGAAGAGUUCACUGUGAGAGAUGGUUACAUCCACUACGGCCAGACAGUCAAGCUGGUUUGCUCUGUCACUGGCAUGGCGCUGCCCAGACUGAUCAUCCGAAAGGUGGACAAGCAGACGGCGCUGCUGGACGCCGACGACCCAGUCUCCCAGCUCCACAAGUGUGCCUUCUACUUGAAGGACACAGAACGCAUGUACCUGUGCCUUUCCCAAGAAAGGAUCAUCCAGUUUCAAGCCACUCCAUGCCCAAAGGAACCAAACAAGGAGAUGAUCAACGACGGCGCCUCCUGGACAAUCAUCAGCACAGACAAGGCCGAAUACACUUUCUACGAGGGCAUGGGCCCUGUCCACUCGCCUGUCACCCCUGUGCCUGUGGUAGAGAGCUUACAGCUAAACGGUGGUGGAGAUGUCGCCAUGCUGGAGCUGACAGGACAGAACUUCACUCCAAAUCUGCGGGUCUGGUUCGGAGACGUUGAGGCGGAAACCAUGUACAGGUGUGCGGAGAGCAUGCUGUGCGUGGUGCCCGACAUCUCCGCCUUCCGUGAGGGCUGGCGCUGGGUGCGGCAGCCUGUCCAGGUGCCCGUCACGCUGGUAAGGAACGACGGCAUCAUCUACUCCACCACACUGACCUUCACCUACACGCCGGAGCCCGGCCCGAGGCCGCACUGCAGCGCCGCUGGGGCCAUCCUGCGGGCCGGAAAUUCCAGCCUGCUCAGCAACAGCAGCCAGGAGCCCGGCUCCGGCGUCUAUGGCCCCAACAGCACCUCCAACGCAGGAGUCACAUCCUCAUCCUCCACCGCCGCAGCUGUGGUCUCCUAACGCACACAGGGGCCCACUCAAUACAAUAUGCCUUGAGAGCAAAUAUACCAUAAGGUAUAUAAAGACUAUAGGAAAUAAACAAAAACUGACUCACUCUAAAGUGCUGCGUAUAAAUUUUGGAUACAAAGAAGCUGAAAUGGAAAAAUCGGUGGGACAAAGGAGCCAACGCAGGGGAAAUCUGAAGGAGUGACAUCACAACGUUGUCAGCCGACGGGAAAUAAGCAGAAGUGCUCCUUGACGUGCCCCCUCUCCUGUGGUUACUUUAGGGACCUGCCUGUCCAGUUCUGGUGUUUGGAAUGAGUGAAGUUCCUGCAGGCUCAGAGCACCAGCACCUUUCUACAGCUGUGAGAAUGGAAACCACAACAACAAUACAUCCACUGUGUACAAAAAAAAUGUCUCGAAAGGAAAGUAUAUUUUUGCGCCGCCCUGCUUUCCCCCCCUCCCCCGACCCCAGUCUCCCUCCACUUGUUUUAUAAUUAUUCCUUUUGUGUGCGUGUUGUUUUGCAUUAAUUUGCAGAAUCCUAAAGGGGCUUGGAUGUAUUGUUGUUGGAGGGAGCGCAAGGAUGCAGAGGGACACACAUAAAACGUGAUGAUAACAUAGUUUUUAUGGACCAAGGAUCUUGUAUAAGCUUUAGUAAAGGUACAUUUUUCUCCAUACCUUUUUUGUAUUAAACAUAUAGUACACUUUUGUUACCAAAUAGUUUCUAUUCUUCCUCUGAGCUUGGGCUUUGUUUUCCCCCUUUGAGGUCCAAAAUCCCAACCUGUAUGUUAUUGCGACCUUACUACAAACGCCUGCUUUUCAGUCUUUGGAUUGAUUCUUUUGUUUGUUUGUUUUGAUACUCUUCUUUUCUGUUGGGGAAAAUCUGAAGUCUGGGUUGUUUAUUUACAUAAGCGAAGGUUGUUUUUUUUUUUUUUUUUUCGUUUUUUUUCUUUUCUAUUAUUUUUAAUUGGGGAAUAACCUCAGAGGGCCUAUUUUUUAUCAUUGGUUUUUAUGAAGUCUUUAAAAAGAAAAGCUUUAAGCAACGCCUCUGCCUUGCCUGCAAUACUCUAUGUGCGCUAUGUCUCCUGGAACGUAUACACAUCAGUACAUCUCACAUGGAGCCAUAGCAACAUUUGCAGAAUACGUGAAAAAACUUAGACUUCCAUGGUUACGAAAAUAAGUCAGUUUGCCAUUUUCAAACUAAUGUAAUAAGCGUAGUCAUUGACUUAAAAGGAUAGCCUUAGUACUGUAUAUUCUUACUGUAUACACAGUUAAACCCGUCACAUAUCUAAUAUCCUCUAUCUGUCGCUCCAUCGGUCACUGCUAACGUAUCAAACUAUGUAGUGUCUCAAAACUGCACCUAGCAAGGUGUCUUCCAGUGUGUGCUGUGGUUCUGGUGGCAUUUAUCUCCAGUGGUUUUCCAAAAAGAUGGACACUUUUCAAUUUGAUGUGGCCUUACUGAAAACUUCAAUUACAAAAAACAACAAAAAAAAAUCCACCUUUUUCUUAUCUGCUGUUUACUCACCUUGGAAGAACCUGUGCAUAGCACAAAGCAAGCUGAUGCCUCGCUUCUUAUCACAGGAGCUCUGCUGUUUUGAGCUCAUUGCUGCGGCUCUGGAACCACCUUUUCAUGCAAAGCAGCCUUCCAGAAGGAUCUCUCAGCCUUCAUUCUUGGUGUACAAGUACAAUAACCCAGUUGUUUUACUCUCAUGCGGUGCCCGGCACCUUCUCACUUUUGGUACAAUGUCUCACGAGCGGUUUAAGCUCUUUUCAGCCUUCUUUUCCUCUUCUUCCUUUUUUUUUUUAAUUGUCCUGUGGUUUACUGUGUGUACAUUGUGAACUCACUGUCCGAGUAGUUGCACUCAUACAUGUUUCAUGGCGACCGUGUCUCCUGUAGGAGUAUAAAGGCCUUCUAAAUGUCUAUUAUUGAAUAUGUGCAUUUCCAAACAUAACAGCAAUAUUGUACAGGUCAUUUCAUGAUUUUUGUCCGCCUGAGCACUAGUUCACCAGCCAGCAAAUGUGUGUGUGCGUGUGUGUACGUAUGUGUGUAUGACUUUCAUAUAUAGUCGCUGUAAUGGAAUAAUGAGUCAGACUCGCUCCAUUUUAAAGAGUGUUCCAACUCCUCUCCAAGAAAAACAAAACAGCUUUCAUUGGGUUUUUCUGUCUUCCACCAGAAUCCAAAUGUCUGAUAAUUGUGGAGAAACAUUCAAAGGCAAUACCUGUGAUCUUAAUAUUACAGUACAACUGUAUACACUUCCGGGAAGAACAAUGAUACUGUAACUUGAAUGUCUGCUUAAUGAAGUAUUUCAUCAUUUUCUAACACACAGACCCUUGAAAUAGGAACAAAAAAGGAUUCGCUUGCAACCCCUUUGGUGUAAAAAAGAAAAUUAUUAAGUUAUGCUCCCAUUUCGCCAUUCUUGCCCAACUGUUUGUCAUUAAUGUUAAAUGUUUUAUAUUGUAAUAUUGAUAUUUUUUAAAUUAUUGGUACAAAGUUUCCCCUUGUCUUAUGUCAACAAAAAAAAAAGAAAAGUGCAUUAUUGCCCGUGCUGCCUGGGUUGGCCUGGGAGUUUUUUUUUGUUUUGUUUUGUUUUAUUUUUUAAAAAAAGGCCACUUCCUGUCUGCCCUGGAAUCGUGGAGGAGUUGAAGGUGCUGCAGCAGCAGUGUAGCAUCAAAAACCGAAUAUUCUUCAACUCUUGUGACGAGCUGCAGGUCAACCUGAACCCUUUACUCUGCAGGAUGGAGGUCACGAAAUCUUAACUGUAGAUUUUUAACUUGAGUGUUUUUUCUAUAUGUCUUCUAGCUCUAAAUUCAGCGACUUUUUAACAUAGCUUCUGCAUUAGCAUCACCCACCCCUCCUUCGCCGCCCCUCAAGCUUUGGAUAUUUUUGGGUUUCUGUUUACAUGUCGAGUCGCCUCUUUAGGCUAACCACCCAUGGCUCCUCUUCUUCUCUUCCUGCGAGUCUGAACAGAGCAGCUUUGUCACAUUCGCUCAAACUAAUAAAAGGGGUGAUGCAUGCGUUUAGAAAAUGUGUCGCCUUGACAAUCCGAGCUGGUUUACAGUUUAUUUUUCUCUUAAAGCAUCUGGAGUUUUAAGGGAUAGGGAGGAUACACGAUAACUUGAUAACACCUCACUCAUAAAAGGGGAUGAAAUGUCAUAAAGGGGUUUAAAAAAGCAAAAUGUUACAUGCCUUCUCAAAAUGCACGCUGUAUUAACCUGGCGACAAAGCUUUCAGAGAGAGAGAGAAAAAAAAAACACCAUCUCAUUUUAAUGCUUUGACAAAAUAUCUUAACUGCUUUUUUUUUUUUUUCUCCGUGUGUCUGGUCAUGUUUGUUUUACACCUCCAAAAGCAGCUGUUCUUGUGUUUGUUUGUUUUUAUAAUGAGCUCUGAACAAUGUAUGUAUCCUCUAAUAUGCCAAAUGUCUUUUAUAAUGUAGUUUUCAUGCACUGCUAAACAAAACAGGGCAGAGUGAGAGGCAGCUUUAAACAAAUAAAAAAAAAAAAGGAGUGUGGAGCCCUUCUCUGUCGCACUCAGCCUUACUUCUCCUUAAGACUAUUUGGCUGUUUGCACUACAGAGCGCUAACCUUUCUAUUUCUCUCACACAUUUCAUCCUCACUCAUGUUUUUUGUAUGUACAUUUGGAGUUUUCUCACCUCUUCCCGCCUUCCUUUUUUUUUUUUUUUUUUUAACAUGCAGCCUGUUAUGCUUAGCUUUGCAGUUUUUUUUUUUGUCAUUUCCCCUCUCCUCCUCCUCCUCCUCCUCUUCUUCUUCUUCGUCAUGUCCUUCCACUAUCUUUCACUUCUCUCACUGUAUCUGUGUAUUAUUCUAGUAAAUGGUAAGCAGAGGUGUCAUUGUGGUAGUAUACUCAGUGCUCAAAGGGUUGCUGAUGGUAGAAACCUGUGCCGUUUGUAACAUUUAGCAAUAACGUCAAAACAAAGGGGACGGUUUUUUUGAUAACAUUAGUUUGUUUUUGUACAUAUUGCAGCUCCAGAUCAUGCUCAAAUCUGUAUGUCAUUAAAAGAAGAAAAAAAAAAAA
This is a messenger RNA of Stegastes partitus (bicolor damselfish), 5632 nucleotides long. It is a transcript of the gene rbpjb, whose product is annotated as recombination signal binding protein for immunoglobulin kappa J region b. Gene Ontology annotation, cellular component: nucleus. Gene Ontology annotation, molecular function: RNA polymerase II cis-regulatory region sequence-specific DNA binding; DNA-binding transcription activator activity, RNA polymerase II-specific. The record is from RefSeq and is a predicted model, not a curated record. Bases 147 to 1619 code for a protein of 490 amino acids. Gene Ontology annotation, biological process: regulation of transcription by RNA polymerase II. NCBI's taxonomy places the organism in Eukaryota, Metazoa, Chordata, Actinopteri, Pomacentridae. The transcript has 11 exons.